AGUGACUGGAUUUAGGAAACUGGAGGAGGGAGCAGCUCUGUAUACUUUGAGAGAUCUUUGGACUUUUUUAAUUUUGCUGACGGAAAAAUAAACAGUUGAAUCGAUAGUCAAAUCAGUUUUGCGGGGGCGGUAUCUGUGACUCUAAAGUCUAUUUUUUUUUCUCAGAUCAUGCCACGUUUGAGAUCACGCCUGUGAUGGGCUGAGCGAGUCAUCACCCUCCUCCUGCAGAGUCACAGCCGAGAAAAGUUAGCGAAGUUGUCUCAGCGUGUGCGUUUUUAAAAUCUUCAGUGUCUCCUGCAGCCGCCAGCCUGCUGUCCGCCGGCCCGCCCAGCAUGCGGGACUGAAGGCGGAGGAAUGGCAUCGGCUGUGUUUGAAGGCACGUCGCUGGUCAACAUGUUUGUCCGGGACUGCUGGGUCAACGGGAUCCGGAGACUCAUCAUCAGCCAGCGGGGAGAGGAAGAGGAGUUCUUCGAGAUCAGGACAGAGUGGUCUGACAGGAACAUUUUAUACUUGCAUCGGAGUUAUUCCGACCUGGGGCGGCUGUUUAAAAGACUGCUGGAGUCCUUUCCUGAGGACAGAAGAGACCUCUCCAAGUCUCCACUCAUAGAAGGGCUGGUAAAAAUCAAAGAGGCAAACGACAUUGAGGAGAAACUUAACGAGGUGGAAAGACUACUGAAGAACGCCAUCAACAUGCCGUGCAAGUACUCCAGGUCAGAGGUGAUGUUGACCUUCUUUGAGCGGUCGCCGUUGGACCAGGUGCUGAGGAAUGACAAAGUCCACAGAAUCCAGCCGUGCUUUCAGAGUCCAAUCAAGAUAUCAGAAAUCAUGCGGUCCAAUGGAUUCUGUCUGGCCAAUACGGAAACCAUCGUCUUUGAUCAUAGUGUCCCUGAGGAAAAAGAGAGACCCUCAUCCACUGACUCUGUGGAACAUACGUAUGAGGAUGGAACAGAGUUUCUGCCGUUGGAGGCAGACGUGUGUGAUGAGGAAACAGAAGCGUAUGUCACCAACCUUUCCUACUACCAUCUGGUCCCGUUUGAAACUGACAUCCUGGAAUGAGAGACUGAUGCCUGUUGAUGGACAUCUGAUGCUAUUACAGAGGACGUGGAAGCUAUGCAACGCUGCACAUAGCUACUCCGACUAAAUGCUGCUUAUAUUAUCGAACUCUAGAGCUGCUCUUCUUGCCCGUUUUGGAGUCGGUGCAGAUGGACCGCAUGCACGGAAAUAUUGGAAGAACAGCAGCGCCAUUUUAUUUGUGCCACUUUAAGCGACGUCACCAGUGUGCCUCAUUCAGGGCCUUAUUGAGUGUGUCCAGAAAGGACAUGACAGGACUGUGUGUGCUGGCUGCAGAGGGCUUUCGGGGUUUUAACACAACCUGGGGCAAGCUCCUUCAGUCCUGAAGCAGACGCAGACAGCUGGAGAGGUUUCAAAACAAUUCGUCACAUGUCAACCACAAUUUGGAGACAAAUUUACAGUAUUUGACCGUUCACUGUUACUUAAAAACUGAGCUGAAUCAACCAGCACUCUUUAUUUUUCUAUCUGAGUUGUUUUACCUUACGCAUUUCUCCAUGAAGUCAUCGACUUCAUUUGCCAGGAGAUAUGUGACGCACUUCUGAAGCCUUUUUUCUUCUCAUUUAAACGGCUCCCUCAAGUGUUUUCCAAUGUUACCACUCCGGUGUUUUAUUCCUGUGGGAAUACAGGAGGCUGUUAGGAGGCUUUUUGUAUGACAUCUGUUUAUGGUGCAGUUUCCACCAGCAUUUAGGAACUUUUUUGUUUGUAAAAUACCAGCUUGAGACUUUGAGGAUAAAUCCUGUUUUGUUGCUGUGAUCUGCAGUCAGUUCUUUGGCAUGAGAGUACUCUGCGAUCCAAGUGAAACUAGGCUAUAAGAUACAAAUUUGUGAAGUUUAGCUUCAACUAAAGAUAAAGGAGUAGAAAUCACAGAGACAGACUGUGACUAAAAUCUUCCUGAGUUAGCAUAAAACAAAACUUGAUGGUAAAUGAGGGAGAAUACUGGAGCUAUUAUAUGUCUGUUUCACUUGGCUCUUGGAUUACUGUCAAAUUAAAGAAUGUAAAAGAAAUGUUAAGUGUCAUUAAACUUUCCAAAGUUAGAACUUUAAGGAUAACUUCAGCCCCCAAAUAAUCAAUAUAUGUAUAUCAAUUACUCACCCCAUGUUAUGUUGACUUUGUAAAGAAAACUUUGUUCUUGUUGCUUGCCUCCGCAGUAAAACCAAAAACCAAAAACAUAAAAAAUUUCUUGAUGAAUUAAAGACAUAGGGGUCCAGCAUAAAUAAAAGCAAAACUUUAUCAAAACAUCCAUCUACAAAAACUCAGACAACUCAUGAAGUAUAAUCCAAGUAUCUUUUAUCCAGUCAUAUACUCAGUACUUCCCAAACAGACAACCCUUUUUUUAUGCUCUCUUCAAAACCAGACUCCAUUUACAAAAAUGAUAAUU
Messenger RNA from Plectropomus leopardus (leopard coralgrouper), 2449 nucleotides. RefSeq names its product PX domain containing 1b (gene pxdc1b). Lineage: Eukaryota; Metazoa; Chordata; Actinopteri; Perciformes; Serranidae. Gene Ontology annotation, molecular function: phosphatidylinositol binding. The record is from RefSeq and is a predicted model, not a curated record.